AUGCUUCUAAUAGGAACAUGGAACUUUAAGAGCUACAACAACGCAUUUUUAGUUAUGUACAAAGCUUAUUCCUACUUCAUUUUUUGGCACUACGUGGUGAUGACACAGUUGGUGAUGGUAUCAAUUCCUAUACAAUGGGACUGCAAGAGUAGAGUGAUAGAACUCAUAUGCUUCUACAUUCAGUACACCAACAACAUCAUCAUGAUGGUCUUGUCAAAGUAUUCAAACAAGAUGCAGAAAGUAUUCGACCAUAUUUUGGACUACGAAGACAUUAAACUGCGAAGCACAACCGAUGUGGAGCAAAAGAUCUACUUUAAGUACGCAAAAUUGAACAACAGGGUCAGUCUUUUCGUUACAAUAGUCCUUCUUGGAACAUCUGUUUAUUGGUAUACGACUUCUGUAAGGUAUUCUUUAUUCGGCCAACCAACUGACGUUUGCCCCCUGACCAAAGGAACCAUAUAUCAAAUUUGGCUACCUUCCAUUAUACGGAAAUACCACUGGUUGAUGAUACUGAACGACAUCGUCUUCUUCAUGAGUGUAAUCAACAUCACAUUGUACAGGGAAAUAAUAAUGUUCGCUAUCUGUAUUUUCAUGUUGGGUCAAAUAAAAAUUUUGCAGCAAAACGUAAGGGACCUGGAAAAAAACAGCGAGGUGGUGCGAAAGUCACGCAACGUCAGUUAUGAUGAUGGCUUGUUGAUUUCUGUGGUCAAAUGUGCACAGGAACAUCAGCAGGUUACAAAGUUAAUGGAAAUAGUGCAAUCUGCUACAAGUAUUUUUAUACUCGUACUAUAUUUUAGCAACACCUUUGAAAUGGCCGCUUACUUGUUUCAGCUGAUCAGUGAAAAGUCCAUUUACAACAUUCUGCGUCCCCUUUAUGUAUUUACACUGAUGAUUUCGCAGUUAUACAUCUUCUAUAAGUACACAAAUGAAAUAUUGGUUGAGAGUACUGCGUUGUGUGAUGUCAUCUAUAACGAAACAAACUGGAUCGAUUACAACCAAGCUGUCAAGAAAAACUUGCUCUUGAUGAUGAGAAGAUCGCAGAAACAGUUGUCGUUUAAAGCUGCUGGUCUUGGCGACAUGUCUUUGCAGACAUUUACAAACGUAUAA
Messenger RNA from Anoplophora glabripennis (Asian longhorned beetle), 1107 nucleotides. RefSeq lists its product as uncharacterized. Gene Ontology annotation, cellular component: plasma membrane. The transcript is spliced from 5 exons. The record is from RefSeq and is a predicted model, not a curated record. Gene Ontology annotation, molecular function: olfactory receptor activity; odorant binding. Bases 1 to 1107 code for a protein of 368 amino acids. NCBI's taxonomy places the organism in Eukaryota, Metazoa, Arthropoda, Insecta, Coleoptera, Cerambycidae. Gene Ontology annotation, biological process: detection of chemical stimulus involved in sensory perception of smell; sensory perception of smell.